AUGCCCCAGGGAUGUGCUUCUUGGCAGCGGACUGCGCUAAUGAUUGCAGCACGUCAUGGGCAGCACGAUGUGGUCGUCCGUGCUCUCGAAACUUCUUGUUCCCAGCCUCAGCUGGAUGUGGUGGACGAGCACGGCAACACAGCUGUCAUGAUUGCUGCUCGUGAGGGCCAUCAAAAGGUCGUGGAAGCCAUAGUUGCAGCAGGGGCGGAUCUCUCGAUUAAAAACCUUGCCGGCCAGACGGCAGCUGAGCUUGCCAAAACAGAAGAGAUCCGCGCCGUCAUCGCGAAAGGAGAAGCGCAAGCAGAGGCGAUCCUGAGGUCUAUCCUUGCGAUGGGUAGUAUGGAUGUGACGGAAGCUUCGGGAAGCAAGUCAUCUGGCUUUGGCGCAGCAGGCCUUUCGCAGCUACCCAAAGAGCUGGCCGCACUUGCUGCGGGUAUGGAUGUCAAGCUCUGUGCCGAGAGUCCAUUUUGA
This is a messenger RNA of Symbiodinium sp. CCMP2592, 471 nucleotides long. The record is from the annotation of a GenBank genome assembly. Lineage: Eukaryota; Dinophyceae; Suessiales; Symbiodiniaceae.